AUGGAGCUGUCAAAUAGAGUAAUACGUUAUGCUAAAGGUGUGUCAUUAGCUCUUAAAGUCUUGGGUUCUUUUCUACUUGAUAAGGGAAAAUAUGAAUGGGAAAGUACAUUGGAAAAAUUAAAAAAUUGUCUAUAUCAAGAUAUUCAAACGGUGCUUAAAAUAAGUUAUGAUGGAUUAGAUAUUGAAGAGAAGAAUUUAUUUUUAGAUAUCGCAUGCUUCUUCAAUAGAUGGGAUAAACAUCUAGUUCGUAGAUUCUCUUCAAGUAUUGGAUUGAGAGUACUUAUUGAUAAAGCUCUCAUAACUAUUUCAUAUGGAAAGGUAGAAGUACAUGAUUUGCUUCAAGAAAUGGGCAUGGAAAUUGUUCGACAAGAAUCCUUGAAUAAACUAGGUGAACAUAGUCGACUGUGGCUUGAUAAUGAUGUCUAUGAUGUAUUGAACAAGAAUAAGGGAACUGAUAAAAUACAAGGCCGACGAUUUAAUAUGUCUGAAAUAAGAGAGAUACACUUAAAUCCUCAUGCUUUCUCAGAGGUGGAUUAUCUAAGAUUGUUAAUAGUGGAUAGAUCAAAAUACAAAGGCAAAUAUAAUAAUGUGCAUGGUUUUGAAGAGCUAGAAUCUGAUUUCACAGAGUUAAGAUGCCUCUGUUGGGAUUUUUAUCCUUCAAAUCACUGCCUUUGA
Molecule: messenger RNA, 675 nt
Organism: Mangifera indica (mango)
Lineage: Eukaryota; Viridiplantae; Streptophyta; Magnoliopsida; Sapindales; Anacardiaceae
Product: disease resistance protein RPP2B-like
Exons: 2
Coding region: 1-675 (224 amino acids)
Biological process (GO): defense response
Source: RefSeq, a predicted model, not a curated record